This is a messenger RNA of Topomyia yanbarensis, 1954 nucleotides long. RefSeq names its product probable cytochrome P450 28a5. Lineage: Eukaryota; Metazoa; Arthropoda; Insecta; Diptera; Culicidae. Gene Ontology annotation, molecular function: monooxygenase activity; heme binding; iron ion binding. The coding region runs from base 282 to 1781 and encodes 499 amino acids. The transcript is spliced from 3 exons. The record is from RefSeq and is a predicted model, not a curated record.
GGCCGCCUACGAUAGCUUGCCGGUCCGUCAGCAAAAAUAAAUUAUGGUUUCAUACGCGAGAAAAAAAUGACCACCAAAUGUUUUCUUAACACAUGCAAACCUACAGGAGGAAUCGUUUCGAGAUUAUCAAAUUUUAUAUAGUAGAAGUUCGGUGGCAAGCUUCAUAUACACUCAACGGUCAUACAAUCGUGCGCGUAUCGAACAUAUUCCUAUUAACACGCUUCCAGUCAUUUUCUGGCCAUCAAUGCUGCGUGUCGUGCCAAAAUUAGUAUACUAUCAACAUGUAUCUAAUAAUAACCUUGAUAGUGUCAGCGUUCACGGCUCUUUACGUUUAUUUGGUGUGGAAUUUUAGUUACUGGAAAAAACGAAAUGUUCCUGGUCCUGAUCCACUACCCAUUCUUGGGAACAUGAGUUCCUUCCUACUUCGGAAUCAACCAAUCUUGGAAGAAUUGGAUAAGAUAUACAAGAAGUAUAAAACCAAGUUCAAUUUCGUGGGAAUUUUCAAUGUUCGAACUCCUCGAAUUUUAAUCACGUCACCAGCUCUCGCCAAGAAUAUUUUAACAAUGGACUUCAAAAGCUUUCACGAUAAUGAAUUUGGCCAAAUGACGGACAAGGAGCUCGAUCCGCUUCUCGCACGAAAUCCAUUCAUGCUGAAUGGUGAAGAGUGGAAAACGAAACGGGCAGAGAUAACGCCUGCCUUCACCACAUCAAGGAUGAAAGCAAUGUUUCCCUUGGUGGAAGAUGUGGCUUCUAGAAUGACCAAAUACAUCAAAAGCCACGAGGAUUCUCCUUUGGAAGCUAAAGAACUAGCUGCAAAGUUCACCACCGACGUCGUUUCGAGCUGUAUUUUCGACACUGAUGCGCAAUCCUUCACGACCGAAAAACCCGAGAUCCGGGAAAUGGGCCGAAAAUUACUCGACUUUGGGUUCACGUUCGUGUUGGUAAUGAUAUGUAGAACUAUGCUCCCGAAGCUUUCAAAAAUCCUUCAGCUCGGAAUCGUACCAAAAUCAGCGGAAAAUUUCUUCAUCAAUUUGAUGAAAGAAGCCGUCCGCUAUCGUGAUGGAAACUCGGUUAGUCGUGUCGAUUAUUUGGAGCAUCUCAUCAGUUUACGGAAUAAAAAAGAAAUAACCGAACUAGAAAUUGCUGCACACGGAGUUACAUUUUUCCUGGAUGGGUUUGAAACUUCCAGUGUGGCGAUAUCAUUCACGUUGUACGAGCUAGCUAAAAAUCCCGAUGUACAAGAGCGACUCCGGGUUGAACUUGUAGAAGCCGCGAACAAAAAUGGUUCGAUUUCUUAUGACGUCCUUCUGGAACUGCCGUACCUGGACCAAGUAAUCAACGAAGCUCUUCGACUUUGGCCUCCUGUGGGAUUGAUAUCAAAACUAUGCACCGAGCCGAUCGAUUUAAAUUUGUCCCCAUCCCAAAACAUUCACAUUGACUCCGGUGUUUAUGCUAUGAUUAAUUCAUGGUCAUUUCAUCGUGAUCCAGAAUACUACGAAGAUCCUUUGACCUUCGACCCGAAUCGAUUCAGCCCCGAGACGGGUGGGAUCAAUCCGUAUCGUGAGAAGGGAUGCUACUUGCCAUUCGGUGAUGGUCCACGCCAGUGUCUGGGGAUGCGAUUCGCUCGGAUGCAAGUCAAACGAGCUAUCUGCGAAGUUGUUAGCAACUUUGUAAUAACGGUUGACUCCAAGACAAAAGAGCCCAUGCGCUUGGACCCCGCACAGUUUUUGAUAACCGCACUCGGGGGAAUUUGGUUAAGAUUCGAACCUACAGAAAAGUGAACGUGCUCCAUACAAUUUCAAUAAACCCUAGCAGCCAAGGGAGAUUUUCGAUACUCAUGCUCUACCAAAGGUUAUACAGGGAACAUUUUCAAACCAUUGGCUUAAAAAGUUAUAUAUGUAUGGAAUGUUUAAUUUUAGGCAUAUGAUGAUUAUAUUUAAACGAAUUAUGAAGU